CCCCUUUCGUCGCCCAGCAGCAGCUCUUGUACGAUCAGCUCCAGGACGACCCCAGCUUAGGCCGCCCGUUUUAACCACCUGAAGAGCCCCCGCUCACUCAGCUCUUCCGUACGAAGCAUCAAUCGGGCCACAUCAUUCGCACGCCUCAGCCGUCUCCUUCCCAUCCACACUGGGUCACCAGGUCCUGCAUAACACGAGCCUAGAACCAAGACCACACGGCAAGCUCCGGGAAACAUUUUACUCGAGCACGCAGCAAGGCAGAAUCUCCCGCCGUGGCUGUGUAAGUGUUUACUUACUAAAUACUCUUACGCACGGCACAGUCACUUUUAGCCAUGGCACCUCACGACUCCAACCCCACCAGUCCCGGGCUCAGGCCAUGCAAACGCUACAUCACUACGCACGAUAGCACCGGCAAAAGCGUCUACCACAGCACAUCCCCGGAGCUCAUCUCCAAGAAAUCUGGUCUUACACGAUCUUACUCCGUUGCUUCCGUUCCCGCUGUCUUGGGGAAUGAAGUCGACGUUGCGGCGUACAAGGCCGUCGAUGGUGCCGCCAGCCAUCGUGCUCCAGGCAUUGUACCUCCUUCUCCCGGAGCCUAUCUGGCCGUCGUAGAUUUGGCCCCAGGACAAUCCAGUCUCAUGCACCGCACCGUGUCGAUUGAUUACUCCAUCUGUGUCAUUGGGGAGAUUGACCAUAAACUCGAUGGAGGUGAAACAGUGAGACUGUACCCAGGAGACCACAUCGUGCAACGUGGGACGAUGCAUCAGUGGAUUAAUCCUACAGACAGGCCAGCGAGGUUCGUGGCCUGUGUUGUGCCAUGCAAGCCGUUCGACAUCGCGGGCGAGCAGUUAAAGGAACAACAUCUUGCCAAUGACACGAAGCCCAAGUCAAAAUUGUAGAUAGUCCUAAGGCGAAGUUCAGGAGAUGCCAUGACCGCAUGAUUUCUUGUGACGCGUGUCGACAAGAGGUUG
Cercospora beticola is the source of this 971-nucleotide messenger RNA. RefSeq names its product cupin domain-containing protein. NCBI's taxonomy places the organism in Eukaryota, Fungi, Ascomycota, Dothideomycetes, Mycosphaerellales, Mycosphaerellaceae. The record is from RefSeq and is a predicted model, not a curated record.